Molecule: messenger RNA, 642 nt
Organism: Dictyostelium purpureum
Lineage: Eukaryota; Evosea; Eumycetozoa; Dictyosteliales; Dictyosteliaceae
Exons: 2
Coding region: 1-642 (213 amino acids)
Source: RefSeq, a predicted model, not a curated record
AUGUCAAAUAAAGAAAAAGUUGUAGUUCAAACUAGAAGUAGAGCUGUUUCACUACCUAAAUUUAACCAAGAAGAAUAUAGCGAUAGCGAAGAUGAGGACUAUGAACCAUCCUCUGAAUCAGAAGAGGAAGAAGAGGAGUUGGUUGGAAAAAAAAGAGCUACAAAUAAAAAAGGCGGAAACACACCAAAAAAACAAAAAGUUAUAGAUGUAGAUGCAGAUGUUAUUGUUAUUGAUGAAGAAAAUGUAAAUAAAAAUUGGGAAGAAAUGAAUAAAGAUAGUAAUAAUAUUGGUGGUAAUAACAGCAAUAGUAAUAAUACUAUACAGAUCGAAGAUGACAACGAUAAUGUAAUAAAAUCGUCAAACUCAGCAACAAUAGGCAAUGAAAACAAAGAGGAAAUAAAACCCACAGUAAAUUCCGAAAAGAUUGAAGAAAAGGUUAAUAUUGAAAACAAUGAAGGUGUAUCAAAGGAGGAUAAUAAAAAAGAAGAAAAAGAAAACAAGAUACUACCAGCAACUACUGCCAAUGCAGCAUCACAAACACAACCACCAAAAGAAGAAAUUGAAAUUGUUGAAUAUGCCGGCGAAAAAAUUGAAAUUAAAAAACCAGUUACACCCACUCCAAUGACAAGUAAAAAAAAGUAA